AUGCAGAAUGCUGUUUACUGCAGCCUGAGGGAGCACAGAAGGUCUGUGACUGUGUUGCUGUGUGGCACAAGCGGGACUGGGAAGUCAACCCUGGCGUCGCUGCUGGCCAACCGGCUUGGCAUCACGACUGUCAUCUCCACAGACUCGGUCCGUUCGAUGUUGAGGAGCUUCAAUGACUCACGCCUCCUUGCAGCCUCCACCUAUGAGGCUGGUGACUACUUCGAUGCAGAGCGCACUAUUGGUCUGGAGGGGCUGAGCGACUCGCAGAGGGCUGUCAAGGGCUACAAGGCACAAUCAGAAAUGGUGAUGGAGCACCUGGGGAGACUGAUUGCAGAGUGCGAGGGGCGGAAUGAGUCAUUGCUGUGCGAAGGUGUCCACCUUAGCCUGAAUUUUGUCAUCAGGCUCAUGAGGAGCCAUCCCAGCAUCGUGCCUAUCCUGGUGUAUAUAUCCAACGAGGAGAAGCAUCGUGAACGCUUUGCGGUGCGAUCCAAGUACAUGGCAAUGGACCCCGCCAAGAAUCGCUAUGUCAAAUACUUGAAGAACAUUCGUGUCAUCCAGGACUUUCUGAUCCGAAAGGCUGAUAAGCACCUCAUCCCAAAAGUGGACAACACGAACGUGGACAGGAGCAUCGCAAUAAUCCACGCAUGCAUGUUUGGGUGUGUGAAGCGAAUGGCGAAAGGUGAAAAGAUGCUGGAUGCAGCAACCAACACAGCGAAAGCAGUCAAUGCUGAGUUCUCUGCUGUUAAGGACACCAUGGCUUGGAGGGGGAAAGCCAUGCUGGAGCUGAUUCGGCAAAAGGCGAUGCCCGACUUCCCCUGUGACCCAUCAACCAGCUCGGGCCCCUCUAUGUUCUCCUCCGAUGGCGGCGAGGACACCUCUGAGGCCUCCUUUGUGGAGCUGCCAAGGCUGACCUCCGAGCGCGUGAUGUCCAGCGACCCAGAGGAUGACAUUGCCUCCUACUGGGAGGACAGCAGCGAUAACGAGAAGGCGGGCAUGCCGGAGGCGUACGCCGAGUGCGGGUCGGUGUGGGAGAGCACAGACCUUGAGGAGCACGAAGAUGAGGACGAAGAUGGCUGGGGCCCGGUGGCUCUCCCAGGAGGGGCCCGUUCAUGCACGGACGGUGACUGGGGUCCCUAG
This is a messenger RNA of Ostreobium quekettii, 1137 nucleotides long. The record is from the annotation of a GenBank genome assembly. NCBI's taxonomy places the organism in Eukaryota, Viridiplantae, Chlorophyta, Ulvophyceae, Bryopsidales, Ostreobiaceae.